CCGAGUCCGGCCCCUUCCUUCCCGCGCUCUUUCGCCCGCCCCCCAGCCCCCUCAUGAGGGUGUCCAUGCCGGGUCCGGCGGCCGGCCGCGAGCCCUCGACGCCCGGCGGGGGCGGCGGAGACGCGGUCGCUGCCGCCUCAGGCGCCGCGGUGCCUGGCUCGGUGCAGUUGGCGCUGAGCAUCCUGCACGCCCUGCUCUACGCCGCGCUCUUCGCCUUUGCCUACCUGCAGCUGUGGCGGCUGCUCCUGUACCGCGAGCGGCGGCUGAGUUACCAGAGCCUCUGUCUCUUCCUCUGUCUCCUGUGGGCAGCGCUCAGGACCACCCUCUUCUCCGCCGCCUUCUCGCUUAGCGGCUCCUUGCCCCUGCUCCGGCCGCCCGCUCACCUGCACUUCUUCCCCCACUGGCUGCUCUACUGCUUCCCCUCCUGUCUCCAGUUCUCCACGCUCUGUCUCCUCAACCUCUACCUGGCGGAGGUUAUAUGUAAAGUCAGAUGUGCAACUGAACUUGACAAACACAAAAUUCUGUUGCAUUUGGGCUUUAUAUUGGCAAGCCUUCUCUUUUUAGUGGUGAACUUGACUUGCGCAAUGUUAGUCCAUGGAGAUAUCCCAGAAAAUCAGUUGAAAUGGACUGUGUUUGUUCGAGCAUUAAUUAAUGAUAGCCUGUUUAUUCUUUGUGCCAUCUCUUUAGUUAGUUACAUAUGCAAAAUUACAAAAAUGUCAUCAGCAAAUGUCUACCUCGAAUCAAAGGGUAUGUCUCUAUGCCAGACUGUUGUCGUAGGCUCUGUGGUCAUUCUUCUGUACUCUUCAAGAGCAUGUUAUAAUUUGGUGGUGAUCAUCAUUUCUCAGGAUACAUUAGAAAGUCCAUUUAAUUACGGCUGGGAUAAUCUUUCAGAUAAGGCUCAUGUAAAAGACAUAAGUGGAGAAGAGUAUAUUGUAUUUGGAAUGGUCCUCUUUCUGUGGGAACAUGUGCCAGCGUGGUCAGUGGUACUGUUUUUCCGGGCACAGAGAUUAAACCAGAAUUUGGCACCUGCUGGCAUGAUAAACAGUCACAGUUAUAGUUCCAGAGCAUACUUCUUCGACAAUCCGAGACGAUAUGAUAGUGAUGAUGACUUGCCAAGACUGGGAAGUUCAAGAGAAGGAAGUUUAUCAAAUUCACAAGGUUUGGGCUGGUACGGCACCAUGACUGGCUGUGGCAGCAGCAGUUACACAGUCUCUCCCCACCUGAAUGGACCUCUGACAGACACUGCUCCUUUGCUCUUUACUUGUAGUAACUUAGAUAUGAACAGUCACCAUAGCUUAUACGUAACACCACAAAACUGAUGACAUUACCAAGCUGUGAUUCUUCAAUCAUUUUUCAUGAAUGUGUAUAUUCAGUGUGUUUAAAUUCCAUCUGCAUAAACAUUCCAUUAUCCGUUACAACUGAAAACAAAGCCUGGAAAUGUGGCUGAGUCCAGUGGAGGACACAGCUGUUACUUUUGACCUCGUCCUGGUAAAAUGAAGUACAAUGGAAAAUUUGGAGCCAGAGAAAAGAAGGAUUAGAUCUUAAGGGACUUGAUGGCCUCCAAACAUCCUGACUGUGGAAUAUCAAACGCAUAUUUGCACUUUUAUCUUUGUUCUGAAAGAGUACACUGCGGUCCCCAAAGUCAUACCCAGUGUUCACACUGGGAUGUUAUGUUGUACAUCAAAUCAGGAGGCAGUUUCCCUACAAAAAUCAAAGCCUGUAUAUUCAGCAGUGUACUCCAUGUGGAAUUCUUACCCAAUAAAGUUUAUAGUGUGAACAGUGCACAGAAUGAAGGCAUAAAAAUGUAUCAUUCUUUUGAAAGAUCUAUUGAAAAUAUGUAAUCAUUGAAGAUAGUUCUUUUAAGCAUGAUUGUACAGUACUAACUGAAAUUAUUCAAACAAUCAUUUUAAAGAAAUUAUACUAGUAAUCCUUUACAGGGAGGACCAGCAGUGUUCUUUGGAAAGCCACAGUCAUUUCUUCAAGAGCAAAGAAUACUAAUCAAAAUUAUGUGGCUACUUUGAGAAUUGGUCAAGUGAUUAUUCUGUAUGGUUAAGAUAAUGCAGUAGUUUAAGCAUGAUUCUUCAAGAAAACAACAGCAAUUUUUGUGUAGGGAGAUAUUGAUAGAAACUUCUUAGGACUGAAGUUUACAGAUGCAUUUAAGAAUUAUUCAGAAAAUAUACAAUUCUAAGUUAAAACAUGAAUACAUUUUCAAAGGCAUUCAAUUAGCUGAAAUAAAAGAGCAAAUCUUACCUAUUAUUCCUAUGAAUCAGGAUUAUCCUCAGGUAAAUUAAAUCAUGAUGUGUUAUUGCAGUGAACUCAAGUGCAAUACUUUAUAAUACAUAUAAUUCUUCCUUUAGUUUUCAUUUUUAUAUCUUGCAUAUGGGCAAAGCCAAAUUAAAUUUAAUUCAAAUUAAUUCCAGCACUAGACUAAAUGAACAACUUAUGUGAAGGUACUAACUAGGUAAGUAUAAAAACCAGUGGUUAACAUUAUUGGAGUACUUUUAGAAUUACAUUAAAACUGUCUUGAACGUCCUAUCUUAGAUCUAAAA
Molecule: messenger RNA, 2549 nt
Organism: Capra hircus (goat)
Lineage: Eukaryota; Metazoa; Chordata; Mammalia; Artiodactyla; Bovidae
Gene: GPR137C
Product: G protein-coupled receptor 137C
Exons: 7
Coding region: 54-1319 (421 amino acids)
Biological process (GO): positive regulation of TORC1 signaling
Cellular component (GO): lysosomal membrane
Source: RefSeq, a predicted model, not a curated record